This is a messenger RNA of Aspergillus lentulus, 756 nucleotides long. RefSeq lists its product as uncharacterized. NCBI's taxonomy places the organism in Eukaryota, Fungi, Ascomycota, Eurotiomycetes, Eurotiales, Aspergillaceae. The record is from RefSeq and is a predicted model, not a curated record.
AUGACAAAACCACUUACUGAAACGACCCCCUCCUCCCCCACCAUCACCCGCUCCACCACCACCAAAACAACCUUCACCAAUCUCACCCCCGCAGACUCCAUAUUCCGCUCCACAGUGGAAAACACCUCCAUCGCCAGGACAGCUGAUGCUAAAAGCAGCGCCAGCAUCAGCAUCAAACGCAGCAAACUCCAAUCCUGCACACUAACCAACUCCUCCACCCGCCGCUGCACCCUAACCAACACGACCCUCCUCAAUGUCCCCGCCGCCCGCUCACUCGACGCAAGCAACUCCUCGCUCUCGAAUAUCCGCCGUCUGCGACGGAGCGAGAUCCGCGCCAGCACGAUAAGCGAUAGCGCCGUCCGGCGGAGCACCGUUGUGGAUUCGAGCGUGAAGCACUCUCUUCUCCGGCGGAGUAAGCUGGACCGCGUGGACAUGUACAAGAGCAGAGUGAAGAGGGCGGUGUUGACGGAUUGCGAGGUGAGUGAGUGUGUGGUUAUCGGGACGGAGUUUAAGGGGAUGAGGUUGAGAUUUGGGGUUUGGAAGAAUGGAAGGUUGGUGGGGAAGGUUGGGGAGGGGGAGGUGGUUUUUGAGGAGAUGGAUAAGGGUAAGAAGGGCAAGGCUGUCGGCCCAGAUGCAAAUCAAAAGGUUGAGAGGCUUGAUUACAAGGUUCUACAGGAGGAGAGCGAGUCAGAGGACGAUGAUAAGUCCAGUGUCAGUGAUGAGGAGCCGGAGCUGCCGCCGCCGUAUGCGCCUUGA